This is a messenger RNA of Mycena indigotica, 2181 nucleotides long. RefSeq names its product Protein kinase domain-containing protein. NCBI's taxonomy places the organism in Eukaryota, Fungi, Basidiomycota, Agaricomycetes, Agaricales, Mycenaceae. Bases 1 to 2181 code for a protein of 726 amino acids. The record is from RefSeq and is a predicted model, not a curated record. The transcript is spliced from 6 exons. Gene Ontology annotation, molecular function: acyltransferase activity, transferring groups other than amino-acyl groups.
AUGACUCUUGAACUCCUGGAGGACGCACUCGACAAUGUGCUCGAAACUCUCGAGCAGAUGCCGAGCAUGGUCUCUCAAAUCAUCGCUGACAUAACGCGAUAUGGCCCUCCCCUGCCGUCGUUUCCCGAUGUCCACCUCCCUGGCCACCUUGGGGACUUUGAGAUUCCGCCUCCACCACCACCUCCACCACCACCAACAUUUAUUGAGAAUGCUGCAAGCUGGGUUCACGAUAACCCCAGGCAGCUUGCUGGGGGGUUACUCGGCACAGGGUUGGUGCUUUAUGGGGCUGCCUACAUGCACAAGUCGAGGGCUUGGAAGCUAUUGAAAGAGAAAGCUACAGCAGAGCGAAGACAAGUCGUCGUCGUUCUUGGCGGCGAUGUACCAUUGGCUCUUCCCCUUAUCCUUGACCUGGAACGCAAAGGCUUCAUUGUGAUCACGAGCGUAAAGACGGCAGAUCUCGGCGCUGAUCUAGAACGACGAGGCAAGGGCUACGUUAGGGCAAUUGUUCUCGACCCAACCGACCCGUCCACUGUUACCACUUUCCUUCGCUCAUUGUCUGCUGCCCUAUCCCGUCGAUUUCCCAUCACCUCUGCCGGCGACCCUUUCGUCUCGCCUUCAUCGCACCCGUACAUUUGCUCGGUCAUUUCCUUGCUCAGUCUUGCCCCACCACCAGUCCAUGCUCCUCUAGAACAUAUUUCCCUUCGCAGUGCAUAUCUGCCAUAUCUAACAGCAACCCAUAUCGUCCCUCUUCAAGUCAUCCAAGCAUUGCUUCCCAUGCUUCGCACUGGUCCAUCCCGCAUCUCCAAGAAGUCUAUAGUUGUUUGUCUCCCUGCCACUGCAGCCCGGGUCGGCCUCCCUUUCAAUGCCAUGCAAUCCAUGAGUGUCGCCAGUACCUCACGUGCAGUCGAGGUUCUCCGCCGAGAAGUUCGUAUUGCUGCAUUGACAGACAAAUCUGAAGCAAUGAAGAACAUCCGUGUGGUCGUCGCUGAUGUCGGUGCCUUUAAUAUCGGUCCGCUCGAUACCUUCCUCCCCCCAGGCGAGGUUUACCGCGCGAUGGAAGGCUGGAGCUCGUCUGAAAAGCUUACAUAUGGGCCUUCAUUCGCAUCGCUAUCACAUUCUGUCGCUGAUGAAAGCAAUUCCGCCUGGUUUGACGACAACCAGUCGUACCGCGCCCCACGGAAGCCCACCGACGUGUCUGUGUUUGUCAACAGCAUCGUUGGGACUGUCAGCAACGGGCGAUUUGGGUUGGGCCUCGGCAUUGGGCGUCUGCAGAACUGGCUGCGUGGCGACCGCUUCUCGAUCGGCGCGGGCGCGGGCACGUAUAAAUUCGCAUCAUUCUUGCCGCCUGUCCUGCUCGAUGCGCUUAUCAACAUUCCCCACAUCCUCAUCGGCAUUCGCAACGCGCUGCUGCCCGCCCAGCCGUUUGUCCGGCCGCCACGGAAUCUGCCUGCGGUAGAGAAACUGCAGGCUGGGGCUGCCGCGAAGGCUCAGCGCCAGACUGAGUCGUCAUCGGAUGCGAGUUUGUCGGAGCAUGAGCACGAAACAGGCUCGGAGGCAGAUGUGGAGAGCAACUCGGGAAUUGACAGUGCGAGUUGGGUCAGCUUGAACAAGAGCACGGCAGACGAUGCGUCAGAGUAUAGCUACCAGUCGAUUCUCCAGCCAUCGUCAGCAACUGCGCUGCAAAACUACAUCACCCUCCGUCUGCUCGCGCUGAAAAGCAACCCUGAGGCGUUCGGCUCGGUAUAUGCACACGAGAAGCUCAACACGACAGAGAAAUGGCGCAUGAGAAUCGACAAUCCUGGCCGCAUGACGUUUAUUGCGAGCGUAGGCAGUGGCGACGAAGGCGAAUGGGUUGGCACGGCGUCGAUCAUUUCUCCAGAGUUAGCUGGCGAGGGCGACAACUACCACCUCGUCGGAAUGUGGGUCCACCCUGAGCACCGAAGAAAAGGCGGGUGUGUCGGGAAAAGCCUGGUCGGGAACGCAAUCGAAUGGGUGCGCAGCAGAAAGGUGGCGGGCGAAAACGAGCCCCAAACCCGCAUCAUCUCGCUCGAGGUCCACCGGCCAAACGUUGGCGCCAAGGCCAUGUAUGAGGGGCUCGGCUUCGUCGAGGCGGUCGAGGAGAAGUGCCAAGACCCGAAUCGUGUUCCAAUGCUGCUCGAGUUGAAUGCAGAGUGCAAGUAA